This is a messenger RNA of Styela clava, 1400 nucleotides long. RefSeq lists its product as uncharacterized. The record is from RefSeq and is a predicted model, not a curated record. NCBI's taxonomy places the organism in Eukaryota, Metazoa, Chordata, Ascidiacea, Stolidobranchia, Styelidae. Gene Ontology annotation, cellular component: plasma membrane.
CUCGUGCGGAAGAUCAUAUAUUUGCAUACAUUUAAUUUAUACGACAAGACGUUUUAGUAGAGUCAUAGAACAAGUUUCAAGAAUCUCACAGUUCGUUAUAGGAAUAAAAUGAAUAAACAAUUCUUGAUUGCAUUCCUAUGUUCAACAUCACUCACGGUUCUUCUGGAUAUUAUUGCUCUGGCUACUACUGGUUGGGUCACUAUCACAGAUGUUACCUAUCAAACAUCAUAUGGCAUCUACAAGUUAUGCCGUCAUAGUAUCAACAAAGUUAAUUAUAAUAGAUAUGAAUUAUAUGAAAGUUUAUGUCAAACAUUCAUUCCAACUACGGCUGGGAAUGUGGCGGCUACAAUGUUGAUUUUGGCAAUAUUUAUACUUAUUGCCGCCGUGGCUCUUGCUAUGAUGACAUAUGCGGAAAAAGGAAAUUAUGAUCGGAUUGCUGCUGCACUCUGCCUUGUUGCAUGGGUACUUGUGUUGAUUGGAGCUGGAGUAUACGUUGGAAUGGUGACUUCACAAAUUGUACGUGAUCGCCGUCUCUCAGGAUUUUCUUUUGGGUAUGCUUUCGGAUUAAUUGGUGUCAUGAACACACUCAAUAUUGUUUCCGCUGUAAUCGGCUUCAAAGGAGCGACUCCAACUUCAAACUAAUGUUUUGUGCAGAAUCUCCAAUCAUUUCUCAUCUACUUCAAGUCAUGAACUUUGUUUUAUCAUGAAUAUGUAUAAUUUGGAAAACAGUUUGCAAAUUGCUUCGUAUCAUAUAUAUAUAUAUGGAAUAAUUUAAUAUGAGGACAUGUUAAUGAUGGAUGACCUUAAGGGUAAUUGGAUAUAUGAGGUAUAUGAUAUAGCGGUAUAUAUAUAUGUUAUACCAGUUUAGGUCGUAAUAGACAAUGACCCUCCGUUGUUGAGUUUCAAUCCAUCACCUAAGCACGAAUGAUUUUUAAACAAUAAAACUCUUGCAACCCAUUGUUGAUAAUUCUGUCUCAUUCAUUUUUUAGAAGUUUUUGAUAUAGGUUAUCUCAUGCUGGGCUAGGAAAGGUUGAAAUACACUCGGCUGGAGUCAAAAAUAUUAUUUUUGUGUUAAAUUUCUUUAUUUCAAUAAGUUUUGUUACACUUGUUUUAUGCAAGACGAGCAUUGCAUUAUGUGUAAUAUUGGCCUUCUAGAUGAAGUAUUUAAAAAAUCUCACUGCGAGUAGUACUAUCGUGCUAAAAUUAUAAUCAUCAAUAUCUAUCAUAUAAUAUUUUGGGCGUUAAAUUUUGAAUGUCAUAGAAUUGGGUUUUGUGUCUUUUAUUUUUUAACAAAUUGCUCUCACUGUAUUUAUCAAAUUUAGUUGUGAUUAAAAAUUAUAGCUAUCCUAACCUGUUUUAAAGAAUUACUUGUACUGUGCUUCACUCGACAUAAACAAAUA